CACGUGACAUAGUAAUAGUCACUGGCUUUAUAAUGAAGAGGUGGACGUCUUUCAGGGCACGCAAGAAAGAGAGGAGGGAGGAGAUAAAGAGAGGGUGAGAUAAGACAAUAAGGCAGGUAGAGAGUGUUCGGAUGAGAUUGCAUCAGGCUGACCCAACAAGAGGAGGAAACUGAAGAUUAACCUUCGUGUAACAGCCAAGAGAGAAGAAUUGUGCAAACAAACAACAAUAGAAGGAACAGAAGAAUAUCGAAGUAAUCCAACUGGAGUUAUAAAAAUUGUAAAAUGUCUCUAGUGGGCGCCCUGCCUUUCCUGAAACCGCGCCUAUCCCCUUCUGUUUCUCCUGGGCGCCAAAGAAGACACACACUGCCAGCAAGCGAGUUCCGGCCGCUCAACACUCAAGAUGCCAUCAGCGUGUUCGAAAUCGAGAAAGAGGCCUUUAUCUCUGUGUCAGGAGACUGCCCGCUCCACCUUGAUGAGGUGCGUCAUUUCCUCAUGCUGUGUCCAGAGCUGUCCAUGGGCUGGUUUGAGGAGGGGAGACUAGUAGCCUUCAUCAUUGGGUCCCAAUGGGACCAGGACAGACUCACUCUAGACGCCCUAACUCUUCACAAGCCCAAAGGUUCCACAGUUCAUAUCCAUGUGCUGGCGGUCCACCGGACCUUCCGGCAGCAGGGCAAGGGCCCUAUCCUGAUGUGGCGCUACCUGCAGUACCUACGCUGCCUGCCCUAUGUGCGCCGUGCAGUGCUCAUGUGCGAGGACUUCCUGGUUCCCUUCUACCAGAAGUCUGGCUUCAAGGUGCAGGGCCGCUGUUCCAUCACGGUGGCAUCACUGACCUUCACAGAGAUGCAGUACCCUGUGAGGGGCCAUGCCCUGAUGCGGCGCAACAGUGAAGCUAUUGGUUUUCCUCAGACUGCGUUAUUAUUGGAGAAACAGACUCAGAGGUUUGAGUCUGUGUUAUUAUUGGAGGAACCGAUUCAGAGGAGUGAGACUGCAUUGUUAUUGGAGGAACAGACUCAGAGGACUGAGCCUGAGCCUGCUGAUGUGUAAAUAUUUUUUUACUGAGUAAGAUAUUAGAUUCCUGCUGUACAUAUCAACUAUGAUGUAAAAUAAAGUGAUGUAAACAUUUACAUUUAUAUCUAAGAUGGUAGUCUAAAGUGCACACUAUACAUGACCAAUGCAGGGAGUCUUUAAGCUUUAUUACAAUGUUUUAAUUUCAGAUACCUAACGUUAGUUAAUAUGUUAACUAGCUACAUGCUAAUGAAUGUUAGAACAAAUAUUGUGUGACUUCUGUCUGUGUGAGAUUAUAUUUUUACUGCAAAUGUUCCCGUUUUAUUUAUUGUAAGUUUUGUCUGAAGGUUUGGGUUGCAAGCCCCCUCUUCUCUGACGGUAUAUGGACUGACGUCACUGACUACCAGGCUUUAGCAGCUCAACCGUGCCUCUUUAUCUCUAUUAGUGGGCAUUAGGUAUACUGUAAACGUCUGAGGAUUUACAAGAGGAUCCUUUCAUUGGACUGCCAGUAGAUCUAGUGACUUAACAAGCCCGUUUUCAUACGAUGAGAAAAGUAGGCUACAUCCACACCAAUUUGGAUUAAUCUGUUACUGAAACGGUUUGUCUAUUCAUUUCCCUUUGGGUCAUAUGUGCAGAGCGUUAAUCAAACCAUGUAAUAUCUUCUCUUACUCCACCAGAACCUGUCUUACCCUUGAAACCAAUCAUAUCUUUAAUAAAUAUGUUUUUGUACUGUUUUUGUUAUUAAAAAAUAUAAUAAAGAUGAUAAUGUAUUAA
This is a messenger RNA of Oncorhynchus tshawytscha (Chinook salmon), 1779 nucleotides long. Its product is annotated as serotonin N-acetyltransferase-like. Gene Ontology annotation, molecular function: aralkylamine N-acetyltransferase activity. NCBI's taxonomy places the organism in Eukaryota, Metazoa, Chordata, Actinopteri, Salmoniformes, Salmonidae. Gene Ontology annotation, cellular component: cytoplasm. The transcript has 4 exons. The record is from RefSeq and is a predicted model, not a curated record. Bases 283 to 1044 code for a protein of 253 amino acids. Gene Ontology annotation, biological process: circadian rhythm; response to light stimulus.